This is a messenger RNA of Rhinichthys klamathensis goyatoka, 982 nucleotides long. RefSeq names its product 3-hydroxyacyl-CoA dehydratase 2 (gene hacd2). Gene Ontology annotation, cellular component: endoplasmic reticulum membrane. Gene Ontology annotation, biological process: very long-chain fatty acid biosynthetic process; fatty acid elongation; sphingolipid biosynthetic process. Gene Ontology annotation, molecular function: 3-hydroxyacyl-CoA dehydratase activity. The record is from RefSeq and is a predicted model, not a curated record. The transcript has 7 exons. Lineage: Eukaryota; Metazoa; Chordata; Actinopteri; Cypriniformes; Leuciscidae. The coding region runs from base 85 to 819 and encodes 244 amino acids.
CCUUCUAUACAUGUCAGCAAGGCCACACGCCUUUAGUCACCGGGACCCUUUGGAUGAACCAGUUUUUCUAAUGAUAGUUCAGUCAUGUCGGCACCUGCCAUGGGGACCAGCAAAACAGCGCACAGUGAUUCCAGUAACAAAAGGAAAAAGGGACCCGGCACGCUGGCCAUCGCUUAUCUGGUCAUUUACAACGUGGUUAUGACAGCAGGAUGGCUGGUGAUUGCAGUUGGUCUUGUUCGAGCAUACCUGGCCAGAGGAAGUUACCAUGGUCUUUAUUACUCGAUAGAGAAGCCCCUAAAAUUCUUUCAGACUGGUGCACUCCUUGAGAUAUUGCAUUGUGCCAUGGGAAUUGUUCCCUCCUCGGUGGUCCUGACUGGGUUUCAAGUGAUGUCACGGGUGUUCCUCACCUGGGCAGUGACACACAGCGUUAGAGAAGUCCAAAGCGAAGACAGUGUUCUCCUUUUUGUGGUGGCCUGGACGGUCACGGAGAUCAUCCGUUACUCUUUCUACACCUUCAGCCUGCUCAACCAUCUGCCUUACCUCAUCAAAUGGGCAAGGUACACAUUUUUUCUUGUGCUGUACCCUAUGGGAGUGUCGGGGGAACUUUUGACGAUCUACGCCGCGCUUCCAUACGUACAAAAAACAGGGCUCUACUCCAUCACCUUGCCUAACAAGUACAACUUCUCCUUCGACUACCACACCUUCCUCAUCCUCAUCAUGAUCUCCUACAUCCCCUUAUUUCCUCAGCUCUACUUCCACAUGAUGCGCCAGAGGAAGAAAGUUCUGGGUCACAUGGAGGAGUACAGCAAAGUGGAAUAACUCGGCCCGCAGUGCGCCUCACACAGCAGACUGAUAGCAAAACGGAAACAAGCGCAUAACCUUUAAAAGCCACACUUUACAGAUUUUCAAAAAAGAAGACUACAAGGCCGCCUUGUCGAAAAACAGGCCUGAUAUGCAGAAUGUUUGUUAAUACUAUUUUGGU